UCGCAACGUCUGUGGUCACGUGACGUCACGUGGCAGCAGUUGCAAAUCGCUUGAGUUGUAGAAAAGUUUGACAAGACCGAGAAUCCCCAGGAACAGCUGUAAACGAAAAAGAAAAUUAAAAAAAAGUGUAGCUGUCAAACUCGCUUUAGUAUUUUCUGAGAACAAACGAUGGACUCCGUGGCCCAGAAAGUGCUGACCUCCGGAUUCAGUCUCGAUUUUGGACCACUGAAGGAGCCUUUGGCCUUCAUCCGUUUACUAGAAUGGCUGUUUUCCAUAUUUGCCUUCGCCACAACUGGAGGUUAUGUUGGCUCAACCAGUUUCACUAUCGCAUGCCAUGGAGGUUCAAACGAAGAAGUACCAAUAAACUUCAACUACCCGUUCAGGUUAUUGGAUCACACCUAUAUGGUCCCUGACUGUACCGACAACAAAACCAGCACCGUUUACCACUUGGUUGGAGACUACGCAUCCAGUGCCCAGUUUUAUGUCGCUGUCGGAGUGUUAGCCUUCCUCUACACCAUCGCCACACUAGUCCUGUACCUGGGUUAUCAGCACCUGUACAGAGAAUCAAAUCGUGGACCCAUCUUGGAUCUGUUGCUGACUGCAGCCUUUGCCUUCCUGUGGUUGGUGUCUUCCUCUGCUUGGGCCAGAGGUUUGACAGAUGUGAAGUGGGCCACCAGUCCUUCACAUGUUAUCACUAUGGUUACGGCUUGCAAGGACGCCAACACGUGCACCCCUGGAGCCACGCCUCACAUGGGCCGAUUAAAUGCCUCUGUGGUGUUUGGUUUCCUUAACCUCGUCCUGUGGGGGGGCAACUGUUGGUUUAUUUACAAAGAAACGCCUUUCCACAAAUCAGCCAACCAGCCAGCCAACGUGGAGGGGGGAGCUCCGCCCUCAUAACCACAUGGCUUCCUCAUCUCAGGAUUGUUUAACGUCUAAAAGCGAAUGCCGUUAUGUUAUUAUUUUUUUGACCUUGACUGAAGUUUAGUUUUUCAGGAGAAGCUGUUUUUGGCUUUAAAUGUUUGGAGAGCAGACGUGAAAUUAAAGCUGUCCAAACUAUCCUAAUGAAUGCUAACGUCGUACACACGCUAACGUCGUAUAAUGUGUUGAGUUUAAUGAAGACAUUUCUCCUUAAGGUUCAUGGUAAAAUUCUAACAGCUUUCUAUCAAAUUUAAUGUGCCCCCUUUCACUAGAACUGCAUUUUUGUUUUUGGGGGAUGUUUCUACUGAUCUUUUCUGCCACCGAUCCUCUAUAAAAACUCAGGGCUAUUAAAAGGUAACUGAUCUAUUGAAAACGUGUGUGUUUGGAAUUGGAACAGAAGUAGAAAAUAACUUUAGCCCAGGGCUCAAACAUUAUGAAGUCCAACUGUUGAUGUGAGAUUAUUUUUAUGAAAGCAGUUUGAUUCUCUCUUUACUGUAAUAAGUUUUCAUUAUCUCAUGUUACUGUUAUAUUUGUAGUUUAGGACAGCAGUUAAUGGUGAAUGCUCCUUUACUUCAGUGAGUUGUUGCCAAACAAAUGUAUUAUUUUGAGUAUUUGAGUGUUACAGUGAUGUUUCCUCAGCUAGGUUUUGUCUUUUUUUCCAAGUACCUUUUAAGCAGCUCUUUACUCAUUGCAUGCUUUUCAUCCUCUUAUUGCUUUCUCUUGACCUGCUCUUUUUGAUAAGGGACAUUAUUUUACUUAUGAAAACACUCCUUAAUUCUACUAGUUCUGCUUUAUCUUUACUUUGUAGAUCAACAACUUUACAGAGCUCUGCGGUGUGCUUGUGUUUUUUUGUUGUUUUUUUUUUCCUAGAUCUACCUGGUGGUUCAGUUAAAAUCUCACAAGUGAGACUGGAUUCUGGUUCUGGUGGAUGUACCUUUGUCAAAAUAGUGUGCAUGAUUUAGUCACAGAUUUACAAAAAAAUAAAAUAAUAAAAGCCUUUUGAUAAACCUA
Messenger RNA from Nothobranchius furzeri (turquoise killifish), 1929 nucleotides. RefSeq names its product synaptophysin-like 2b (gene sypl2b). Gene Ontology annotation, cellular component: synaptic vesicle membrane; synaptic vesicle. NCBI's taxonomy places the organism in Eukaryota, Metazoa, Chordata, Actinopteri, Cyprinodontiformes, Nothobranchiidae. The record is from RefSeq and is a predicted model, not a curated record.